Molecule: messenger RNA, 1459 nt
Organism: Tarenaya hassleriana
Lineage: Eukaryota; Viridiplantae; Streptophyta; Magnoliopsida; Brassicales; Cleomaceae
Product: manganese-dependent ADP-ribose/CDP-alcohol diphosphatase
Exons: 2
Coding region: 334-1269 (311 amino acids)
Molecular function (GO): manganese ion binding; 2',3'-cyclic-nucleotide 2'-phosphodiesterase activity; ADP-ribose diphosphatase activity
Source: RefSeq, a predicted model, not a curated record
GCUCCGGUUAUGGAUCCCUUUUUUUUCUUCUCUGUAGAUGCGCUUUUAGACGUUCUGGUCGAAAGUUUCUGAAUACUGAAUGGGAUGAAACGUGGAGACACGUUGAAUCUGCACUCGUCUUGUUCCUUCGAUGACGUUUCAUAAAUCUUAUUAAACAGAAUCUGUCUCCUGAUGAAUUCGAUGCAUCUGAAAUUGUGAUUUCUGGGUCUAUUCGUCGAAAUCACUGUGUUAUGUAGUGUAGGGUUUGCGACAUUGGGUGCUUACGGACAGAACCAGGGUGUUAUUGCCAACACGGCGUUUUCCUCUGUUGGCUUUAGACCAAGAUCUGCUGCAAUGGGGUCUGCAAAUGGAUCGCCUCUUUUCUCAUUCGGCGUUAUAGCCGAUGUCCAAUACGCAGACAUACCCGAUGGCCACUCGUUCUUGGGUGUUCCGAGAUAUUACAGACACAGCAUGCUUGUUCUGCAAAGGGCGGUCCGGAAGUGGAACCAGCAUGGAAAUCUCAAAUUUGUUAUCAAUUUUGGGGAUAUAGUCGACGGGUUUUGUCCCAAGGACCAAUCCCUAGCCGCCGUGAAGAAGGUUGUUGAUGAGUUCGGGAAAUUCAGUGGUCCUGUGUAUCAUAUGAUUGGUAAUCACUGUCUCUACAAUCUUCCCCGAGAACAGUUGCUUCCCUUGCUGAAGAUCCCGGGUUGCAGCGGAAGUGCUUAUUACGAUUUUUCGCCCUUUCCGGGGUGUAGAAUCGUUGUGCUAGACGGGUAUGACAUCAGUGCGGUUGGAUGGCCUCGAGACCAUCCUCAUACAGCGGCUGCGCUGAAAAUACUUGAAGAAAAGAACCCGAAUUCCGACAAGAACAGCCCGGAGGGGUUGGUAGGUCUGGAGAGAAGAUAUCUGAAGUUUAAUGGCGGUGUCGGCGAGAAACAGCUGCAAUGGCUAGACAAUGUGCUUCGGGACGCGACUAAAACGAACCAAAAGGUCGUUGUUUGCGGGCAUAUACCGAUGGAUCCCAGCGUAGCAUCCAAAGCCGCGAUGUUGUGGAACUACGACGAAGUGAUGGACAUUAUACACAAGUACGACUGCGUUAAGCUUUGUCUGUCUGGACACGACCAUAAAGGCGGCUGCUCUGUCGAUUCUCAUGGAGUUCACCAUAGAUCCCUGGAAGCUGCCCUGGAAUGUCCUCCGGGUACGUCUUCUUUCGGAUAUAUCGAUGUUUACGAGAAUAGAUUAUCUCUUGUUGGUACUGAUCGGAUGAAAAGCACUGAUUUCGAGACCUAAACCCUGCGAGUUCUGACGAAAACAGUAUUGAAUUGUUUCUAUACUGUGUGAUAAAUCCCGAAUAAGAACGAUCUAUACACAGUAUGUCUAUACGGAUUUAUAGACCGUGUACGCAUGUAUGCUGCUGUAUCUAUGUGAAGAGAUCAUCUUUGCGGUUUCGAUCUGAAUCUCGGAACUGGUUUCGGUGAAA